This is a messenger RNA of Polistes dominula (European paper wasp), 1860 nucleotides long. RefSeq names its product cytoplasmic dynein 2 light intermediate chain 1. Gene Ontology annotation, biological process: intraciliary transport involved in cilium assembly; intraciliary retrograde transport. Lineage: Eukaryota; Metazoa; Arthropoda; Insecta; Hymenoptera; Vespidae. Gene Ontology annotation, cellular component: axoneme; ciliary basal body; cytoplasmic dynein complex. Gene Ontology annotation, molecular function: dynein heavy chain binding. The record is from RefSeq and is a predicted model, not a curated record.
UAAAUUUUCUUCAGUUAAAAUAUAUCCUAUGCAUAUGUAGUAUGUGUGUAUAUAUAUAUAAAUGAAAACUAUGCAACAUAACGUAGCUUUCCAUUUUGUCGUCGUCAUGGAUACAAUUAAGAAAACAGUAACCAAAAGACUACUAGAGAAACGAGCACACGUGAGCAUUUAUCGUUUUUCAAGGUGUUUUCUGUUUCUAAGAGAUAUUAGACGAGUCUUAUAAAUGGAAAAGAAUGAUAGGGAAUCGGCGUUACGCGUAUCAAUGGAAGAAGAAGAAAAUCGUAAAACAGAUCCUAAAGAGACACGCGAGAGAUCAAUUAUCAUCAUUGGUAGUAAAAGUGUUGGUAAAACUACAAUGAUUAAUCGGUUUCUCGAAAAAGAUGAAAAACCGAAGCCAACGAUUGCUAUGGAAUAUUCGUUUGGAAGAAAAGCUGGCAAAAGUUUAGUAAAAAACAUAGUCCACGUAUGGGAAAUCGGUUACGUAGCUUCUUCUUUAAUAUCCACUGCUAUAAGUGGAUCGGCCUUAACCCAUUCGCCCCAUCACACGACACUAUUGAUGAUGCUGGAUUUAUCGAAACCAGAAUUAUUAUGGAUAACAUUCGAAGAAAUUUUAUCGGCCGUACGAAGCGCAUUGAAAAUUUCUUACGAUUCUAAACUAAUUAAUGAUAUGAUCGAGUGUAGAACAAAUGAGAGAAAAAAUGUGGAAAAAAUGAUCGAUCUUUUACCCCUAAAAACGUUUAUCAUUGGAGGAAAGUACGACGAAUUUCAGGAUUUUGAUUUAGAUAAAAAAGAAAUAAUAGGAAGAACAUUAAGAGCAAUUGCACACAGUUUAGGUGCAGGACUUUAUUAUUAUUCUUCCAAAGAUAAAAUUCUUUUACGAAAAACGAAAGAUCUUUUAUGUCAUAUUGGAUUUGGCGCUGUUCUCUCAGAAGGGAAAUUUACGAGUUACGACAAACCUUUGAUCAUAUCACCUGGCUCAGAUUCGUUUUCGUCGAUCGAUUUGCAAUUACCUUAUUCGAAACCAUCUAUGAUUUUCGACACCAUUAAACAGACUUUCAUAGUUCGUGUACCGCAAAUAACGAGAAACGAAGAAUCCACUUUAGAAGACCCAAGUAACGAUCCUAACUUUAACGAGCCCAUUAUCGACAAACUCAAAGUUCAAAGGGAAGAGGAAAUCAACGUACUUCUCGACGAUAUGUUGAACGGUCGAACACAACAGAUUCCAAUUCCUGAUCCUGUUUAAACAGUUUUGUUUACAGUUAUUAAUGCAUCAAGAAGACGAUAAAAUUUCGAGAAUAUUUCUUUAUUAUCUAUAAUCUAAUCGAAAACUGAUUACCAUAGACAUCAUGUGUGCGUGUUCGUAUGUUAUAAAAUUCAAAAAGUUUCUCAAGUGCUGAGCAAUGUUACGUAACGUUGACAAUCGCGUAGGUCUACAUAUCGUAGUAAAUGGUAGCAUAAUCGAUCCGAUGUGAUACUUUUAGUCGUCGGAUAUGUGUAUAUAUAUUCUAUUAUCAAAUAUAUUCUCACCCCGAACAACAGUGAUAAAUUAGAUUUAUUUUUUAACUUUGUUGGAUCUUACACAUAAACACACAUACGUGCUCAUACACAUAAAUACGUAUACGUAAAAAUAGUUACAUAUGUUUAAAGAUAGGUGAGAAUGGUAGUUGAUGAGAAAGUGCAAUGUCUCAGGGCAGUUUAGAAGUUAAUGGGUCAACGAGAAGAUCGUGAACCACAGUCAUGAGCUAUAGAAAUGGUUCGUGGCACUCGACGAUCUUCUCGCAAGGUCCUUGUUUGAUAUAUCAAAGAGAGAGAAAGAAUAGAAAAGAAUGAGAAAAACACACACACACAGAGAGAGAGAGA